This is a messenger RNA of Protopolystoma xenopodis, 180 nucleotides long. Lineage: Eukaryota; Metazoa; Platyhelminthes; Monogenea; Polystomatidea; Polystomatidae. The record is from the annotation of a GenBank genome assembly.
GGAGCCUUAGCCAGCAGUCUGGCCAUCAUGACGGAUGCAGCUCAUCUAUUGACUGACUUCGCCAGCUUCAUGAUAAGUCUGCUCGCCAUCUUCUUGGCCGCCAGGCCUGCCACCAAGCGGAUGAGCUUUGGCUGGCAUAGAGCAGGUCAGAAAGCAAUAUGCAAUCUCUUGAUUCACUGA